UUGUCCUUGUCAUUCGGUUUGGUGUGUUUUGGACCGGGUUGGCAGAUUUGAAUUCGAAAAGUCUUCUGCGCUCUGUUUUUGUCUGUGGCUCCUAGCGUAAAUUGAGACCGAAAGGUACUGGGAACUGGAUAGGAGAAACAACAGGCCCAACCUGCACAUCGCUACCUAUAGGUGACAAACGGCAUGUUCAGUGCUACGAGAAAGAAGUUUGUAGAGGGGGUGGAAAGUGACUACCCUGAUGAGAACAUGUACUACAGCCAGCCGUCCAUGUACCCACAUCGGUCGGACAAAGACGUAAGUGCUCUGUCUGCUCGAUCGCACAUCCCUACUACAGCUCCCUUUGAACUUGAAAUGCUCUCGUCUCCCUCACCGUCGUCAUCAGGUCAACUAUCCCAGCUUGGGGCCAGUUUAUAUGGCCCACAGAGUGCACUAGGCUUCUCGAUAAGGGGCAUGGGCAACAACACGCCUCAGUUAAACCGCAGCUUAACGCAAGGCACUCCGCUACCGAGCCAUAUCACCCCCACCACUGGGGUACCCACCAUGUCCCUCCAUACCCCACCCUCGCCAAGCAGGGGGAUCCUGCCGAUGAACUCGAGGAACAUGCUGAACCACUCCCAGGUGGGCCAGGGCAUCGGGAUGGGCGGCGGCAGGACCAACAGCAUGGGCAGCUCAGGGCUGGGCAGCCCCAACCGCAGCCCCCCCAGCAUUAUCUGUAUGCCCAAACAGCAGCCUGCACGGCAGCCCUUCACCAUCAACAGCAUGUCGGGAUUCGGGAUGAACCGGAACCAGGCGUUUGGGAUGAACAACUCGUUAUCAAGCAACAUCUUCAAUGGCACAGUCUUUAACCUGCCCCUCACAGACGGCAGUGAAAACGUGACGGGGCUAGACCUGUCUGACUUCCCUGCGUUAGCAGACAGGAGUCGGAGGGAAGGAAGCGCAAACCCAACACCGUUACUCAACCCACUAGCUGGAAGGGCCCCCUAUGAAGCCUCUUCUCUUCAUCUCAUGACCUCAUCAGUUGGCAUGGUGACGAAGCCAUCGAACGAGCCGACGCAGGAUUUCUCCAUCCACAACGAGGACUUUCCUGCACUGCCUGGUCCCAACUACAAGGACCCCACGUUGAGCAACGAUGACAGCAAAACAAACCUAAACUCUACAGGCAAGAGCACGUCCAGUGCAGACGGUCCUAAGUUCCCCGGAGACAAGACGAGCUCAGCACAGAACAACAGCCAGAAGAAAGGGAUCCAGGUGUUACCUGACGGGCGGGUGACGAACAUUCCCGGGGGAAUGGUGACGGACCAGUUUGGGAUGAUUGGCUUGCUGACGUUUAUCCGAGCAGCGGAGACGGACCCGGGCAUGGUGCACUUGGCACUGGGGAGUGACCUCACAACGCUUGGACUCAACCUCAACUCUCCAGAAAACCUGUACCCCAAGUUUGCCUCCCCCUGGGCAUCAGCACCGUGUCGACCUCAAGACAUUGACUUCCACGUCCCCUCUGAGUACUUAACCAACAUCCACAUAAGGGACAAGCUGGCAGCUAUUAAACUGGCGCGGUACGGUGAAGACCUGCUGUUCUAUCUGUACUACAUGAACGGAGGAGACCUGCUACAGCUCCUGGCAGCAGUAGAGCUCUUUAACCGGGAUUGGCGGUACCACAAAGAGGAGCGGGUGUGGAUCACGCGGGCGCCGGGCAUGGAGCCCACACUAAAGACCAACACCUAUGAGAGGGGGACCUACUACUUCUUUGAUUGUCUUAACUGGAGGAAGGUAGCCAAGGUAAAGGAGUUCCACCUGGAGUACGAAAAGCUAGAAGAGAGGCCCCACGUCCCAUCUACCUUCAACUACAACCCAGCUCAGCAGGCCUUCUGAGGCCUAGUACAGUCCCAGGGGGACCGCUGUCCCUGCAUACCCUCCUCCCAGCCUGAAGAGGAUGGUGCACUGCAGCCCAGGCGUCCAUCCUGGUUUUUAUUCCUUGAGGAUCUGGCUAAAAUGACUUCAGAGAAGGCGCUCACCACCGCGUAAGGGUGGGGAAAAUUGAGCCCUGCCUUUCCCAAAUUAUGUGCUGCCCAAACACCUCCACUUGUUCUGUUUUUAUUCCUUUCGUUUCAUCGUUUUUGUUUUGUUUUUGACCAGGGUCUGUGUUUUGUUUACGUCUCUGAAUCAGAAGCCUGUUUGGUCCAAGGUAGGAAAACGGACAAUACCGACACACUUUACAGUGACAGAACAAGGGUUAUGCCUCAUCCCCCCCCCAACCCCCAAGUGUUAAGAACAGAGAAAGGUGGGGAAGGCUAAGCCAACAAGUACCAUCCCACACGUGAGAACGAAAGGACGGAAGAAGUGCAAUGUUCAUUGUUGCAUUAUUUAGUAAUAAAAGAACACAAAGAUUG
Oncorhynchus gorbuscha (pink salmon) is the source of this 2387-nucleotide messenger RNA. It is a transcript of the gene cnot2, whose product is annotated as CCR4-NOT transcription complex, subunit 2. NCBI's taxonomy places the organism in Eukaryota, Metazoa, Chordata, Actinopteri, Salmoniformes, Salmonidae. The record is from RefSeq and is a predicted model, not a curated record. Gene Ontology annotation, biological process: regulation of stem cell population maintenance; nuclear-transcribed mRNA poly(A) tail shortening; regulation of DNA-templated transcription. The transcript has 15 exons. Bases 184 to 1869 code for a protein of 561 amino acids. Gene Ontology annotation, cellular component: CCR4-NOT core complex; P-body.